CAUGUUUUCUUUGGCUUUUUAUUAUUAUCAUCAUCUUUUUUUGCCAAAAAAAAACAGUUUUGAUUAUAAAAGAUUAAAAUGAUGAGAUGAUUUUGAUAUAUGUUUUAUUCAAUUUGUAGAUUGAGAAAAUUGUCAAUGAAAAGAAUAUCGAAGAAGAACAUGGCUUUGAAUAUUGAUCGUAAAAUUAUAAUUCUGUUGAUCAUAUUGUUUAUAAUGAUAUUUCGUUAUUGGCCACCAUAUCAACGUGGAUUUAAUUGUACGGAUAAAUCAUUACAACAUCGAUUUCGACCAUUAUGGUUUAAAACAUCAUAUUUAUUUCUAUUUACAUUGUUUCUACCAAUAUUGAUAAUUUAUAUGAUUCAACGAUACACAUCAUCUUCAUCAUCAUGUUCAACAGGAUUGAAAAAGUUUCUAAUCGGUUUUAUGAUCAAUUUGAAUUUGACCGAAAUAUUCAAACGUACAUUUGGUCGUUUACGGCCACAUGUUUAUGAUUUUUGUCAUUUAGAUCGUUAUUGUCCUAAUGGUACAAAUAUUGAUCAUUAUAUUGAUUCAUUUGAAUGUAUAAAUAAUGAUUAUCCAUGGUAUAUAACAAAUGAACGUCUUUCAUUCUAUUCUGGUCAUUCAUCAUUGGGUGCAUUCGCUGGAACAUUUUUGGUUUGUUUUUUGCAUGAAAAUUUUUAUCAAAAAUUACAACAACAAUCAUCAACAUCGAAAUCUAAUAAAUGGAAAAAUAAAUUAUUAUUGUCGUUAGAGAUGGUCAUUUUUCUUAUAUAUCUAAUACCAGGAUAUAGCCAAUAUCUAAUCAAAUGGCAUUUCCUAAGCGAUAUAUUAGCCGGAUUUACAUUCGGUUCAUUACAUGCAUUAAUUGUACAUAGAUUAUUUCUAUAAUAAUUUAUAAAUGUUAAAUUUUUUUUCAAAUUUUUAAAAAAUUUAUUAUCAAUUACAAAAUUUAUAUCAAUAUAUAUCCUAUGAACAGAAAAAAUUUUUCACAAU
This is a messenger RNA of Dermatophagoides pteronyssinus (European house dust mite), 993 nucleotides long. RefSeq names its product phospholipid phosphatase 1-like. The record is from RefSeq and is a predicted model, not a curated record. Gene Ontology annotation, biological process: signal transduction; phospholipid metabolic process; phospholipid dephosphorylation. Gene Ontology annotation, molecular function: phosphatidate phosphatase activity. Gene Ontology annotation, cellular component: plasma membrane. NCBI's taxonomy places the organism in Eukaryota, Metazoa, Arthropoda, Arachnida, Sarcoptiformes, Pyroglyphidae.